CAACUCCAAAAAAAAAAAUAAUAAUAAUAAUAAUAAAAAUCAAAGAAAAAGAGCCACAAUAAUCGCACAGAGAGAAAAGAGAGGGAUCAAGAAACCACACCUCAGCCGAUUCCCACUCGUUUGUGAGUGAAAGGAUGAAGGGGUGAGCAUUGGGACUUUUGGGAGACACAGAGAACUCUCAACUAAGACAAUUAUUUGGUUUCUUUAAUUUCAUAAUGAACCCUAUAAUAGAGAGACAUUCCUUUUUGGAGAUGUCAUUUCUUCUCAUGUCUGUGGACUGUCAGAGCCGGAUUUAUGUAAUUCAGAAGGAAUUACUAUCUUACUGACAACUUUGACCCCGAGAGCUACAUCUGCAAUAGAUCAGUUAGAUUGUAAUGGAUAACCGCAUUGCAGAAAAUCCAUCUCCAACUCGAGCCAAAUGGAGAAAAGUGGCAUAUGGAGGGAUGCAACCUGGGUUUGAUGACAAUCACACUGAUGAGUGUUUCCUUGAAGGUAUGGUCAUGAAUGCCAAUGUUGUAAAACGGGACAUGCUGAAAGUGAUGCAAGAUGCAAUUUCUAUCUCUCAAUAUCUAUGCAUUGUUGUUCUUGUCGGUUUGGUUUGGACAUAUACUCUUAGAUCAACUCUUGAUGAAAGUUCCCUCUUGUAUCUUGAUGUGAGCCUUCUUGGAUCAGGAUUUCUAGUUCUCCUUUUAACCGAAGAAAUGCUUUCCCUUAACCUUCUCUUGCAUUAUUUAGUCAAUGUUUUCUUUUUUACAACUGGGCUAUUUGUUUUGGCUCCUAUCUACCAAACUCUGACAAGAUCCAUUAGCUCAGAUACCAUUUGGGCAGUAACUGUUUCACUUGUCAUACUUCAUCUAUUCCUUCAUGACUAUUCAGGAUCAACCGUGACAGCUCCUGGAGCUCUGAAAAAUCCAACCUUGACCAGUUCUAUAUCUUUAAAUGCUUCUGUAGUAGCAUCGGUUUUCAUUGCAUCUCGCCUUCCAUCAAGGCUACAAGUUUUUGCUAUCAUGCUAUUCUCCUUGCAAGUCUUCCUUUUUGCUCCACUGGUCACUUACUGUAUCAAGAAGUAUUCCUUCCGCUUGCACCUUUGCUUUUCUUUCAGUUUGAUGGCUGUGACCUUGGCUUUUGUUUAUACACUGCACCGGUUACUUUUUGUUCUCCUGUUGGGUUUAUUGGUUUUUGUUACUGUGGUGUGUCCUUAUUGGCUUAUACGGAUGCAGGAAUACAAGUUUGAGAUCAAUGGCCCUUGGGAUGAGGCUAAGCUUUGUUUUGAUAUUACAGAUUAAGAUAAUUAGUUCCAACCGUGGAUGUUUGAUGGGAGCUUUUGAAGAUUAAUUGUAAAACCAAAUGGUUUAAUGGCUUAUCCUUGCCUCUUCUCUCCAUUUCAAGUUUGACAAUCAGAUAUAGUCAAACUCUUUUCCAGUAUCAAUUUCUGCAUUCUCAUCAAGCAGAUGCAUUUUUCAUUAAAUCAGUCUGGUGCAGUUGUACAAUUAGAUCUUUGUAAGCAUAAAUAUAAAUUUUCAUUUUCAUAUAUUUGGGAGAAAGAAGUUCAUACUAUUUUCCCCAAGUUUUGUGAUUGCUCUAAAGCUAUAUUUAAAUGGAUAUUUGAAAUGAACUCCAGGAGGCCUCCAAGAGGGAAGAGUAAAGAAGGAAAAGAGAUCUAUCAAAUCUCUCUUUAAUGACUAUAA
Molecule: messenger RNA, 1688 nt
Organism: Quercus robur (English oak)
Lineage: Eukaryota; Viridiplantae; Streptophyta; Magnoliopsida; Fagales; Fagaceae
Product: phosphatidylinositol N-acetylglucosaminyltransferase subunit C
Exons: 2
Coding region: 375-1286 (303 amino acids)
Biological process (GO): GPI anchor biosynthetic process
Cellular component (GO): glycosylphosphatidylinositol-N-acetylglucosaminyltransferase (GPI-GnT) complex; membrane
Source: RefSeq, a predicted model, not a curated record